AUGUUAGUACAGGUAGAAAGAGAAAGAUAAGAUAAGUUGGCAGAGUAAAAAUGGCAAGAAAAGCAGAGAAAACUAGAACUUAAACUAUAGAAAGGGAAGGAAAAGAAUGAAGAAAAGUUGAGAUAACAAAAACUAAAGUUGAAUAAACUAUAGAAGUAGAGAGAAGAAACAGAGAAAAGAGCAUAAGAGAGAGUUAGAAGUGUGAAAGAAGCGAAGGAAAAAGAACUAAAGCUGAAGGAGGAAGAGAGACUCAUGAAAAAAUAAAGCAGAACAGGUGGUUGA
This is a messenger RNA of Stylonychia lemnae, 282 nucleotides long. The record is from the annotation of a GenBank genome assembly. NCBI's taxonomy places the organism in Eukaryota, Ciliophora, Spirotrichea, Sporadotrichida, Oxytrichidae.